GAUGUGCCAAAGAAAGCAUCCAAGGCUGCAGCAAAGCCAGCUGCGGCAAAGCCUGCCCCAAAGGCUUUGUUAAAGGACAAGCCAAGCAGUUCAAAGACAUCUGGCCAAGAGGCCUCAAAGGAGGCCUUGACGGAACAGGAGCAGAAGACCGACACCGCAGCACCGCUCCAUUUAGACCAGGACCUUGUCCUUCUGAAGAAGAGUGACGAUGAACUCGAACAUGUGAAGGAGGGAAGCCAAAAGAAAAAGAAGGCGCAAAACAAGAAGAAUGUGAUUCCAGCCUCAGAAUGGUUUCAGGGCUGA
Messenger RNA from Durusdinium trenchii, 303 nucleotides. NCBI's taxonomy places the organism in Eukaryota, Dinophyceae, Suessiales, Symbiodiniaceae. The record is from the annotation of a GenBank genome assembly.